Messenger RNA from Branchiostoma floridae (Florida lancelet), 1022 nucleotides. RefSeq lists its product as uncharacterized. NCBI's taxonomy places the organism in Eukaryota, Metazoa, Chordata, Leptocardii, Amphioxiformes, Branchiostomatidae. The record is from RefSeq and is a predicted model, not a curated record. The transcript has 5 exons. Bases 135 to 1022 code for a protein of 295 amino acids.
AGCAUACAUGCGUGGGGGUUCCCGAAGGUUUCGGUCAUGUAAACUUGCAUCAACUGCAGUUUCUUCUUCUAGUAGUGCUACGUUUCUUCGUACAGUUUUUGUAGGAAGGAACUUUAUUCUCGUGUCGUUACGCCAUGAAGGGCUACCUUUGGGUGCUUUUCGUGUCCCUUGGUGUUGGUUAUUCUGGUGGAACACCACACACCACGGAAAGCUCGCUUGUGUCCAAGCUAGUCACCGACGUUGUGCCCACCCGACAGCAAACGGUAGGCCACGGUCUCAACCUGACCUCAGAGUCCGCCCGCCUGCCGACACCGUCCUCUGCGGAGACCCCUACGUCGGAAAGACCGGUCUCAACGACCGUCAAACUUCCGCUUCAAACCACAAAGUCGAAACCAGCCAGAACCAACGUCGCGACUAACCCCGGCAGCGGGCUCGGGGUAGAGAGGCACCACCGACCGCUGACUCUGUUCGGUCAGCUCGGUGCACCCCUAGGGGCGGCCCCGCAGGCCAGGGAUCCGUCCUGCCCGCCUGUUAACGGGAGCGAGCCGCCGCAGCUGGUGACUUCGGACGGUUUCUACAAGAAGGUGACCGCAGACCGGAUAGAAAUCCUGGCCACCGACGUCGCUCUAGACGAGACCAGCGCCCUGUUCGACCCUUGUAAGGACUUCUACCUGGAGACGGUCAGUCUGACCAUCAAGGGCCACCUGCGCUGGAAGGGGCGGAGCGUGUACAUCUCGGCGGUGAACCUGACCGUGACCGGGGAGAGCGCGGCUGUGGACGUGUCGUACUCUGCUCCGGGACAGCCCGACAGGGACACCCCCGCACAGAGUGGUACCGCCCAGGGGCAGGCGGGGCAGGACGGCCAGGCCGGUGGAGUGGGCCAGAGAGCAGGAAACGCGACGCUGUAUGUGGGGUUCCUGUUCGGCGGGCAGCUGGAGGUGCUGGCCCGGGGAGGGUCCGGGGGACUGGGGCAGGCUGGCGGGGACGGGCACGUUGGGGCCCCGGGACAACCUAACCAGUAA